Amaranthus tricolor (Joseph's coat) is the source of this 1034-nucleotide messenger RNA. RefSeq lists its product as uncharacterized. Gene Ontology annotation, molecular function: protein binding. The record is from RefSeq and is a predicted model, not a curated record. The coding region runs from base 382 to 909 and encodes 175 amino acids. The transcript is spliced from 2 exons. NCBI's taxonomy places the organism in Eukaryota, Viridiplantae, Streptophyta, Magnoliopsida, Caryophyllales, Amaranthaceae.
CCUCAAAGGGCUCAAACCCUCAUUUUCCCUCCCUUCUCACUGCCUCAGCCCUCAGCACUCAGCAGCCUACCAAAGUCCUCACUUCAGUAACCUGCGUUCUCCUUCUCAGUUCUCCUCUCCCUCACGCGUUCUCCUUCUCAAUCAGUAACCUGCGCUCUUCUUCUCCCUCACGCGUUCUCCUUCUCAAUCAGUAACCUGCAGUCAUCAGUCAUCAGUUCACUCACAGAGUCACAGUCGAUACUCGAGUACUCGACAGCCACACCGCCCACAGCCCACAGGCGACCUCACUCCCUGCCGACAGCCACCGCAUACUCCUCCCCUCUCCUCACAGGCGGAUUUGAGGAGUAAUUUCCGUCAUUACUGAGAAUUAAAACCUCCAAAAUGUUCACCAAUGAUAAAAGGCAAGCAGAGAGAACAGGUAAGUAUGGCACCUCUAGACAACAACACCUCCAAGAAUUAGUAACACAGUUCCAAAACCCCAUCGCAACUGAAGAAACCAAGGAAAAAAACGUUGCAAAUCUAGCAAACUUUGCUUACGACCCUUACAAUUAUGCCUUUCUACGAGAACUCAACAUUUUAGAGCUCUUUCUGGACUGCUUGACCGAGCCAAAUGAGUGUCUCAUUGAGUUUGCGACUGGAGGAAUCUGCAAUGCUGUCGCUGACCCACAAAAUGCCAAGAUCGUUUGUGAUUGUGGUGGAGUUCCGGCAUUGAUCGAUUGUCUUUCGAGUCCUGUAAGGAAUACCGUUAAGUAUGCUAUCGCGGGCUUGUAUUAUUUGUGGGAGAUUGGGGGGUCUGAGGUGAAGGAUAGAGAUGGCUUGGUGGAAUUGAUUACCAAGUAUUGUGAGGUUGAUGUGUUUUCUCAUCUUGCUAGAGUUUUGUUGGACAAGAUUUUGCAAACAAAAAUAUAGAUUCAUAUUUUGAUGAUCAUCUUGGUAAUGAUGUUAAAAUUGUUGAUAAUCAUGUGAAUAUGUGGAAUGGUUGAGCUCAAUAUAUAUUUUUUAAUCUUCAAGCAUCAUCUCGGCAGAGUUAAACC